AUGGAGCAGGAAAGCAUUAAUUCUAUCAUGAAUAGGGGUACCCCCUUUCAGCACUGGAACAUUAUCAGCUCCGAUGGAAAUAUAGGAGGAACCAUGAGCAGCGGAGGAACACCUCCUAUUAGUUCUAGUGCCGGGUCUGUUAACGCCGGUGCUAGUAGUGGAUCUGCUGAUCCUGAAAAUGAGACCAUUGAUGAUAAAGCACCAUUGUGGAAAUUUGUGAAGAAGAUUCAAAAAAGGGCAGGUGGAGGAAGUUGGAGGUGGCAGUGCAAUUUUUGCAAAUUGCACUACAACGGGUCUUAUACUAGAGUUCGUGGUCAUUUGUUGAAAGAAGGAACAGCGGGGGUGGCAGUUUGCAACAAGGUUACUCCUCAUGCAUUUACUCAAAUGUCCAAGUUGGUGAGAGAAUGCAAGGAGAGACUAAUGAAUGCAGCUCCUAGACAAGUUCCUCUACCAUCAUCAGGACAGCAAGGGGGGAGUUCCGCCACAAGUAGCUAUGGGAUGAGUUAUCAUGCCUAUACACAAGCACAAACAGCAAGUGAUGGUGGAAAGAAGAGGAAAACAGCUGCUGGUUCAGUUGAAAAGGCCUUCCAAAACUCAGCUAGGGAGCAAUGCAAUAGUGAGGUUGCAAGGAUGUACUACAUCGGUGGCUUAUCUUUCAACCUAGCUAGAAAUCCACACUAUCGGAACUCCUACAUUCGUGCUUCUACCCUUCCAGGCUACAUUCCACCAGGCUACAAUGCUCUAAGGACCACACUUCUUGCAAAAGAAAGGAAAAAUAUUGAGAAUCAUUUAGAGCCAAUCAAGAUUACAUGGAAAGACAAAGGUGUGAGUCUUUGUAGUGAUGGUUGGUCUGAUGCACAAAGAAGACCAUUGAUUAAUGUGAUAGCCACUUGCGAGAGUGGUCCGAUGAUGUUGAGGGCUAUAAACUGUGAGGGGGAAUUCAAUGAUCAUGCAUUGAUUGCAAACUUGAUUAUAGAUUCCAUCAAGGAAGUGGGUUGGGAAAAUGUUGUGCAAGUGAUUACCGACAAUGCUCCUGUUUGUUCCAAGGUCGGUGCCUUGAUAACAAGUAAGUAUCCUACUAUUUUUUGGACACCAUGUGUAGUGCAUACUUUGAAUCUUGCUAUCAAGAAUAUUUGCACACCUUCAUUAGUUGCAAGCAAUGCGGAUGUGUUUGAUGCAUGUUGUUGGAUACAGCCAGUUUCUGAGGAUGUUAUGUUUAUCAAGAACUUUAUUAUGAAUCAUGGAAUGAGAUUAGUGAUGUUUAAUGACCAUUGCAAUUUGAAGUUGCUUUCGGUUUAG
Messenger RNA from Rosa rugosa (rugosa rose), 1299 nucleotides. RefSeq lists its product as uncharacterized. The transcript has 3 exons. Bases 1 to 1299 code for a protein of 432 amino acids. NCBI's taxonomy places the organism in Eukaryota, Viridiplantae, Streptophyta, Magnoliopsida, Rosales, Rosaceae. The record is from RefSeq and is a predicted model, not a curated record.